ACUUGAAUACCCACAACUUCUCUCCUGCAAACAUGUGCGGAGGUGCUAUUAUUUCAGAUUUCGUCGCCGUGAAACGUAGCCGGCGAUUGAACGCCGAGGAUCUCUGGUCUGAGCUUGACACUUUCUCUGACUUUCUUGGCUUGGAUUAUCCUAAUAAUGGCAAUAAAGAAGUCCUGCCUUCCCACUUUGAUCUUGAACUCCCUCAAAAGCCGAACCAGCUCAACGAAGUGGAGAAGAUAACAGAGAAGGCAAGUCAUAGUCAAGGCGAUGUAAAGGAAGGGAACAAGACCAAGAGAACUCGAAAGAAUAUUUACAGGGGAAUAAGGCGAAGGCCAUGGGGAAAAUGGGCGGCUGAAAUCAGAGACCCGCACAAGGGCGUACGUGUUUGGCUUGGUACUUACAACACAGCUGAAGAAGCCGCUCGAGCCUACGAUGAAGCUGCCAAGCGUAUCCGUGGUGAAAAAGCCAAGCUUAAUUUUGGCCAGUCACCCCCAUUAGCCCCAGCUCUGGUACCUCCAUACAAGAAGCGUUGCUUGAUCAAUCCUGGCAUGGCCACUGCUAGCUACCAAAUGACCGCGCCACCGCCAGAACCGUACGCGAGUCUCGGUUACCAAAAAGAAAUGGCUAGUGAUUAUAAGCUGAAAGAGCAAAUAUCGAGCCUGGAAAUGUUUCUCGGUUUGGAGCCUGAAGAGAUGGCAGCUCAGCUGAGUUGUGAGGGGUUUAACUCGGUGGACCUAUGGAUGCUGGGUGACCUCGUCAGCCACCAUCAGAAUCAUGGCCUACUCCCCUAUUAAGUAUAUAAUUAAAUUACUAAAUCUAGUAAUUAGAUAUGGUGGUUGUGUUUAAUGUUUUAUAGUAUUUUAAUUAAUGCCCUUGUGCGUUUCUGUUUAGUAAGUUAUGCUUGAGCUGAGACUGAUUGCUUCUAUUAUUGGUUUUGAUAAUAUGCGUGCAUAUUAUGUCUUCAA
Messenger RNA from Jatropha curcas, 965 nucleotides. RefSeq names its product ethylene-responsive element binding protein (gene EBP). Gene Ontology annotation, biological process: ethylene-activated signaling pathway; regulation of DNA-templated transcription. Gene Ontology annotation, molecular function: DNA binding; DNA-binding transcription factor activity. The record is from RefSeq and is marked provisional. Lineage: Eukaryota; Viridiplantae; Streptophyta; Magnoliopsida; Malpighiales; Euphorbiaceae.